Molecule: messenger RNA, 977 nt
Organism: Dalotia coriaria
Lineage: Eukaryota; Metazoa; Arthropoda; Insecta; Coleoptera; Staphylinidae
Product: structural maintenance of chromosomes protein 1-like
Exons: 5
Coding region: 12-506 (164 amino acids)
Biological process (GO): sister chromatid cohesion
Cellular component (GO): nucleus; cohesin complex
Molecular function (GO): DNA binding
Source: RefSeq, a predicted model, not a curated record
CCAUUGUCGGCAUGAACGGCACCGGCAAAUCGAACAUCAUCGACGCGUUUCUCUACGUCCUUGGCGAAAAUCGAGCGCAUAAUCUGCGGAUUCGUCGCUAUGUUGAUUUGAUUCGCGUUAAUGCAGCGUCAGCAGAAGGAAGCACGCCAGCUGCUAAGAGUUGUGUUGUUAAACUUAAACUACGAAAAGGCACAGAUACGUUGCUGUUUGAACGCUCUACCAACUCGGAUGGAUUAAGCACUUACAAAAUGGACGGCAUGACUAUUUCCUUCAAUCAAUAUUUGGAAGACCUGCGUGUAAUCGGCGCGAAUACAGCCGUGCAGAAUUAUUUCAUCCUGCAAGGGAACAUCCAAGAUGUCGCCAGCAUGUCUGAUAAAGCAAUGACGAUUUUCCUUGAACGCAUCUCCGGUUCGAUUGAAUACAAGAAAGAACACGAACGUUACAUGAAACUACAUUCAGAGGCGGUUGAAGUUGUUCUUAGGAACGAGCAACAAAGAAUCGCUUGAAGAAAUUCGAGAGGAAAGCGCGCAAACAAGUUGAAGCGCAUUUGAAGAAGACUGAAUUAGAAGAAAAGCUCGAAAAACAUCGCGUUUCCCUUGCGUUAUUCCUCAGUUAUCAAUUAUCCCAUGAAGUUGCGAACUGUAACAGUGUCUUGGAAGGUAAAACGCGUGAAUUUGAAACUUUGAAAAGUCAAAGGAAUAAAUUAGAAGCGGAUAUUGCGCAAAAACCGAAAAAAGUCGCUGAUGCACAGGGUGUUCUCCAACGCGCUAAUGACAAAAUUACUAGAUGUGAACAAGAUAUUGAGAGGAUUAGUAACGAAGUCGCACGUUGGAAGCAAGAAUUCGUCGCGUAUGUGUCGAACACAGAGAAUAUCAAAAAAGACAUCGAUCGGUUGAUAAAAUUACAAGAGUUAUGUCAAACUGAAUAUUUACGCAAUCAAAAUCUCUUGAAACAAACCAAGGAAAACGCCAAAAAAG